AUGACUCAUGGCAUUUCGCUUUAUUUUUUGUCUUUUUUUGGUUUCCCUCGAUCAAACAUGGUUCGACUAUAUAAUAGCCAAGGCUAUGGCUAAAUUCAAUCCGCCAAAGCCAAUCGUCCUUCAUCUGACAAUAGAUGACAACUUCGACAUUUAACUUGUUUAGGCACUCUCCCCCUGAUAACUAUCGGUAUCAGUCUAUUAUUUGAAAAUGGAGCUAAGUCCCCAUCUCACUCAAUUGUUCAUCAAUAACACUUAUGUGGACUGUCUCAACUCACACAAAAUCUCUGUCUAUAAUCCAGCGACAGGAGAUCUCGUGAGUGAUCAAAUCCCCGUCGCCGGGCCCGACGACGUGGAUCAAGCCGUACAAGCUGCCAAUAUUGCAUUUUCCCUGGGCUCUGAGUGGCGUCAAAUGAGCAAUGUGGAGCGUGGGCGCAUUUUAUUACGCUUUGCAGAUCUUCUGGAGGCAAAUCAGGACCGUCUAGCCCACCUGACACGCCUGACCCUAGGUGCGCCUUAUCACCCAUUUGGCAAGUCGGAGAUUGAAACGGCAAUCGGAUGCUUUCGAUACUAUGCCGGAUGGGUGGAUAAGUUUCCUGGCCAGUCCUUCCCCGCCGACGAUGGCUUCUACAAGAUCGUGAGAAAUGAGCCAUUGGGUGUUGUGGCCGGUAUCAUUCCUUGGAACGGCCCUCUAGCAUCUGUCGGGCUAAAGGCUGCACCAGCGUUGGCCGCAGGCAACGUGUUCAUCUUGAAACCGAGCGAGAAGACCCCCUUGAUGGCAGCGGAGCUCGGAAAGCUAGUGCUAGAAGCCGGAUUCCCUGCCGGUGUGUUCCAGGUGGUGACAGGAGAUGGAAGUACUGGCGCCCUACUAGCGAGUCAUAUGAAAGUAGCCAAGGUCAGCUUCACAGGAAGUAUACCCACAGGCAAGACGGUCCAGAUUCUCGCGGCAAAGAGCAACCUCAAAAGAUGUACCCUGGAACUCGGAGGUAAGAGCCCAGCGGCCGUCUUUGAUGAUGCUGACCUCGACAAUGCCGUACACUGGUGCGUCAAUGGCCUUACCACCAACUCAGGGCAGAUCUGCUUCGCUUCGACGAGGGUGUAUGUUCAAGAAGGGAUCUACGAUAGAUUCCUCACUGCCUACCAAGCGGCAUUCAAGGCCAAACGCAGCGUGAUGGGUCACCCAGAGGCUGAAGGCGCAGAGCUGGGACCUGUCGUCGACAAGGCGCAAUAUGAACGCAUUCUGGAGAUCAUCAAGCGUGCUGAAUCCGAGGAGCAAGGAACUCUGCUCAUUGGUGGCCGCCCCAUAUCUACCAAGGGAUACUACAUUGAGCCGGCCAUCUUCACCGACACGAAGCCUGAUGCCUCGAUCUACAAGGAGGAGAUCUUCGGACCCGUCGUCGUGGUCAACAAGUUCAAAACUGAAGAUGAAGUUCUCCAGCGGGCUAAUGAUAGCCGGUAUGGACUUAUGUCCGGAGUCUUUACAGAAAGCCUCAAUCGGGCAUUGCGUAUCAGCUCGGCCUUUGACUCAGGAGUUGUGGGGAUCAAUUGCAUCAGUACGAUCAACUUCUCAUGUCCAUUUGGUGGAACCAAAGAAAGUGGUCUUGGAAGAGAGCUCGGGGUGAAUGCUUUGUUGGCCUAUACCGAGCCUAAAACUGUCUUGAUUAAUAUGAACUAUAAGGGGAGUUCACAGUAG
Molecule: messenger RNA, 1690 nt
Organism: Aspergillus steynii IBT 23096
Lineage: Eukaryota; Fungi; Ascomycota; Eurotiomycetes; Eurotiales; Aspergillaceae
Product: aldehyde dehydrogenase
Exons: 6
Coding region: 209-1690 (493 amino acids)
Molecular function (GO): aldehyde dehydrogenase (NAD+) activity
Source: RefSeq, a predicted model, not a curated record